AUGGCUGGCAAAAAGAAAAUUGAAUUAUUUAUAAACAUUCACAAUGAAAAGGAAUUCGAAACCGUGAUAAAGCAUAAUAUGGAACUACUGAUUUGUGCAGAGAUAUACAGCUAUGCAUUCGGCUCGUGUACAGCUCUGGACAAACUCUUCACUACCAUGAAGUUGGAUUGGAGUAACGGCAAACUUAUAUUGCUUAAAGUGCCUGCAGACGAAAUAGAAGCUCUGAAAAGGUUUAAGGACCACAGUGAACCAGUCUACAUAUUCAUUUUGAACGGCAAAGUAACAAAAGUAUUUCGUGGCGUGGACUCAGUGAGAUUCGCAGAGGUGGCGAAAAAGGAGUUGAGUUACCAUCGUCAACUGGUGACGUUAGACCGGCCAGUCUAUGAACUGGAUGAACCUACCCCGGAUGAAAUGGAAUGGAUGUUAGCAACAGAAUCUGAGAAGCAGCAAGAGAUGACGUCACUCCUCGCGCGGCGGUCAGCGAGACAAGCGGUGCGCAAGCGUCACCGCGCCACGCUGAUGGUGCCGUAUCUAACUGAUGUGAACUUCGUGCUGUUUUGGCCGCAUUGCUUCCAUGCUCAUCCAGAGUUGUAUGAGCAGUGGGAUGCUAACAAUAUAAUAAUGGUUGGCCGAGAAGAAGUAGAGAUGACAGAAGAGAAGAUUGCAGACAUAUUCUACGCGGGAGACGCUCCGUUGAACGAGGCAUCACUUCAUAAGCUAAUGUCUGGUCGCGCCUUAGCUAUAUGCUUUCGACUGUUGGAUCCUGAGGACCAUUUCGUGUCGCUUGUACGUCGAAUUCUUUACGAAGAAGAACCACCUUGGGAUGAAGGGAAAUCUAUGGCAUCAUUAACAACUGCUUACGACCGCUACAAGACGUACAGUCCCACUAGAGAAGAAUUUAAUGAACAGCGCAGGAAAGAACAAGCAUUGCAAAAGGAAGAACAAAGAGAGAAGCAAGCGAAUUUCCUAUCCGAAACCCGUCGUUUGGCUCGACUAGCUAAGGAAGAGGCUUUGGAAGCUAAGAGAAAGGAGAAGGAACAACGAAAAUUAGACUUGUUAAAAGCAGGUGACUUAUCUGCUUUAGAAAAACUGAAACAGGAGCCUGAUGAUGAACUAUCAGACGAGGAAGAACCUGAAGUAACAGUUGAGGAGGAAGAAGAAGAAAGUAUUAUAGAGGAGGAGCCAGAGGAGUACUUGCCUCCACCAGGGUUACUCAUACCUGGCUUCUACGCACCGCCGAAUGAUAUCGCCAAAUCGAAUGGACUGGCUGUGUUGUUCCCAAAGUUGGUUCUUGAGCGCGUGACUCCUCAACCCGAGUUCCUGCCAAAACAUGUACUUGUGUUGCUGGAGAUCAGCAAACGACACAAGGCUAUAGAAGCCAUCAAGCCUUUCAAACAUGCUGUCAUACAUAUGGGAAUAUUCAAAGCGUCAUCGCCAUACAAAAGUGUUCACAUUGCUUACUCGGUGAAACAAUAUGAUACUUUAGAUAGCAGUUCGACGAAUUUGGAUCAAGUGAAACUAGCAUUCAUGUUGUCCGUAGUAGUAGAUGUGCCGUUACUACAUCUUAUGGACUUGAACCCACUACACGUCAGUCGCGACUGUUCUAUUGGCGAAGAAGAAUGCGCUGCUAUGUUCCCCGUGGAUUAUGGGGACGAAUAUCCCCAGUUUGAGGACUUUGAAGACAUUGAAUAACGAACAAUCACUGUUUUAUGGUAUCAAGGCCUUUUCUUUCAAAGACUAGCUCCCGUGCGCGUUUUCUCUCUCGAAGAAAGAACUACUUCGCACACCCAGAUAAAAAGCCUGUAGCCUUUCGAUAAAUGGAUCCAAUUCAGACUUGAGAUUAGUGCGUUCAUACAAACAAACUCUUAAGCUGUAUAAUAUUAAAUAUACUGGCACGUAAAGACGGUGUCCCCGAAUGCUACUUAGUAGCAGUUGUUGUUGCAAAUUCAAGUCAGAAGCUGUCAGGCGGAUUUGAAAAAACUCUCAUGCUAGGGUUUGUCAGGUGGUUAAACCUGCAACUCACUUGAUAAGAAGAAAAAUACAGAUAAUAUCGUAGUUUUUUAAGUCAAUGGUGUCUACGAAGGAUGGUAUUAGAAAAUACUUUUCAAGUUUACAAAUAUGGUUAUGUUUAGAAGUACUACGUGCUUCGUAAUUAGACUACGUACUUAGGUACUCAAAAAGCGGGAUCAUUAGCCUCUGACUCACCACAACUUCAAGAUGUAUAAUGAUUUUUCUGUUUUUUCUUACCCGGAUAAAAUAUAGCCUUCCUCCCGUGUCUGGACAAGUUACUGAGUACCCGGACAAAAUAUAGCCUUCUUACCGUUACCGGACGAAUAUGUGGAAUGCCUAUGUUACUCAGGGAUAGUCGUUUUCAA
Molecule: messenger RNA, 2375 nt
Organism: Helicoverpa zea (corn earworm)
Lineage: Eukaryota; Metazoa; Arthropoda; Insecta; Lepidoptera; Noctuidae
Product: thioredoxin domain-containing protein 3-like
Exons: 13
Coding region: 1-1692 (563 amino acids)
Source: RefSeq, a predicted model, not a curated record